Molecule: messenger RNA, 3788 nt
Organism: Botrytis cinerea B05.10
Lineage: Eukaryota; Fungi; Ascomycota; Leotiomycetes; Helotiales; Sclerotiniaceae
Exons: 4
Coding region: 1446-2990 (514 amino acids)
Source: RefSeq, a predicted model, not a curated record
GAAAUACAUUAUUCCGAGUAUUAUUUGUUUAUGAAAUUCUGGUACACUUUUUCCUGCCUUCCCAAAACAAUCGUCCAACAACUCUACUCCCCACCCCACCCCCAGUAAAAUACCCAGAUUGUACAAGUACAUCCCAAGAGCUUAGCAGACCCAGACCAGUUCUGGUACUAAAAAGCUCUCUCAUGGCUCGAAUCGCUCAUUCUCAUCAAAUUCAUGGAUGGCUCAAACGGCUUAAAUGGCACACCAGGCGCACAUUUCGCUCAAUGCUCGCAGAACAAGCGCUGCUAUUUGUCUCCAGAUUUUGAUCCACUCUACCCAUCUCGAUCCCUGAUUCCUUGAUGCAUUCGUCCCAGUCUUCCUAAUAAUUGCUAACGCUUGAUUUUCUAUGUAGUAGAAGACAAGGACAAGAGGGAAAAAUUAUAACUGCUCGGGUCCAGCCGUGUGGUCUUCUUGUUGGCUCAGUCAUAUAUAGACCUCGUCCAGACCCUGAUGUCCACCUUCGAGCAGUAUGACAUCUCAUCGUCUUUCUCUUCUAUUGUGGUAGUGUGUCAUUCUUGUUUUAGGGAACUGGCUCCUCGCAACUGUAUAUUUGAUCCAAUUGAACUCAGGUACACGAGGAUGACAGUCGUUUGGUGAUCUCUUCGUCUUUGUCCUUCGUUGGUUGCUUGAAUAUAUAUUGGCAGGUUUCUUGGGAAAAGUUUUUUUGUAUUUUGGUCUUUGGGAGCAAACAAAAUAAAGAACUACCAUACAUACAUACCAUAUCCUUUUUACCACAAUUCGAGGAUUUUCAUGGCUGGAUUCCAGUGAAAUCACUAUUCCUCCCAAAGAAAGAAGAUUUUCUCCCCGAAUUUUUCUGAGAUACGAAGAAUUAUUUCUACUUGGUCUGACGGGCAAACAUAUCGAACGACCCAAGCUCAGUCCUCCUCUUACGACUCCCCCGUUUUCGCGCAUCACCACCACCACAAACUGCCCUCGAGACCUUCAUUCCACGUCCCUUCCCUCCACGACAUAUACUGGCAUCAUUUGACCAACAUCGAAGACACUGGCCCAAUCUUGUUUCUAUACGUUGCAAUCCACCCCUUUUGAAGGAAUUUUGGAAAUUGACGGAAUCCUAUCAUACAUGUGUUACGGGUCUUCUGUAAAAUUCUUCAUAAUAUCAUAUCAAACCGGGUCAAAAUCGCCCACUUCCAUAAGCCCUUUUUUUCGACCUCAUCAUAAAAGACUUCUAUCCCGCGGUUGUCUUGCUUGAAACAUAUACGAGUCUUACACGCCAAAUCCGGUUUGCCACUUCCUACGCCUAUACCUCACGAAUUUACCAUACCUACUCAACUGAUCCCGUGUGACGUUCAGCCUGUUCCUCACUUGACCGCUGUGGAUCUUGUCUAAAGGGAGCUCCUCGUUCUCUUUCACUCCAUACUCUAUUACUUUAAUUUUAAGUAGCAAAAAUGGCUUUGCCUAGUCUCGAUAUAUGGCAAUGGGCCUUCUUAAUACUAUGGCUCCAUCGUUAUGUCAGAUUUAUUGUCAAUACUAUCAGCCAUUGGGUUUACAGAACAGUGCCAAUACCAUCGAAUCCUUCUUUCACAUCGAAAGAUGUGAGCGUCAUAAUACCUACGAUUCAUAAUAAUUUCGACGAAUUGAGAGAUUCUCUGCAGAGUAUCCUCGCAUGUCAGCCAGCCGAGCUUAUCCUCGUCACUACAGCCGACAAACACGAAAAGCUCAGGAACUUUUCCAAAUCUUUGGAGGCUAACAACGUUAGUGUUUACUUUGCACCAAUCGCGAACAAGCGUAUCCAAGUAUGCGAGGUCAUUCCAAAAGUGAAGACGCGCAUCUUGGUAAUGGCAGACGAUGAUGUCACGUGGCCAAGAACAAUCCUACCCUGGUUACUUGCACCCUUUGAGAACGCAAAGAUUGGUGGUGUUGGGCCAUGUCAACGAGUCAAGCGAGUACGCAAUGGCACCUUUGCCGAGCGUGCAUUCAAUUGGCUUGGAGCUGCUUAUAUUGAGAGACGCAACUUUGAAAUUUCGGCAACCCAUGGUAUUGACGGUGGAACCUCCUGCAUGUCUGGGCGAACUUGUGCAUUCAGGUCCGAGAUUCUGCAAAGUCCUCUCUUCUUGGAUGGAUUUAAAACAGAGAGAUGGGGGCAAUAUCAACUCAAUGCGGAUGACGAUAACUUUGUUACGAGAUGGCUUGUUGCAAAUCAAUGGUCGACAUGGAUUCAAUACAACCGAGAGUGUGAAAUCGAAACGACACUCGAGAACAAUUUCAAGUACUUGUACCAAUGCUCGAGGUGGGCUCGCAGCAAUUGGCGAAGUAAUUAUACUAGUUUGGUUACGGAAAGACAUGUUUGGCAUCAACAACCAUGGUGUGUCUAUGCUCUGCAUAUUGCCACCUUUACCUCCUUGUCCUUCGCUUUCGAUCCUCUCAUCAUCUACCUUUCGUUGAAGGCCACUGCAUCUUGGUCGCCACAGAAUCAGAUGAUUGCAGUGGUUGCCCAAUUGGUUUUCAUGCUUUUAACGAAAGUCGUGAAGUUGAUCGGCCUCUUCAUUCGAGAACCAAAAGAUAUUGGAUUCCUUCCAAUCUCUAUUCUCUUUGGAUAUUUCCAUGGGUGGAUUAAAUUAUAUGCACUGCUGACACUUCGGAUGACUUCGUGGGGUAGUCGUGCAGACGGAGAUGCCAAUGAUAGCCAUCGUAUGAGUCCUCGAGCACGCCGCAGCGAAAGCAUUACACUUCCACCGGGCAACCACCCCGGUCUCGUCCGCUAUAAAGACGAAGUGCAAAUGGAAGCACCCGAAACUAUUGAGAGCUCUCAACACACCUCCUUAUCGGAAAAGUCGAGCUGCGCGGUGGAACCGGAGCUUGACCCCUAUCUCCAUUCGGAUGAUGAGUACAACGCGACUUUCUUUGAUGAAAGUAAUCUCGACUCCGCUUCCGAUGGCUCUUACGAUGCAAAUGAUUCUCAUGAUGAUGAUGAUGUCUUUCUUUCUCAUUAAUUUCCUGAUGAGGCAGUUGUAGGAAAGGACCCCCCUGAGACGCUAGUGCAGCAUUGUCCUGGGGGCGAUCGCUUUCCUACUGAUUGUCAUUUACAUGCGUUGUCUUAUUGUUUCAACGUUUCUUCACAUUUCCGGCCGGCGUACGCGCUCGUGCAUUCAGCAUAUUGGUGAUUGAAAAGAUUAACUGGGUUAUUGAUUUCUACACAACAUAUUCUUGCAUUUGUUUUUGGAGUUUAUCUUUCAUUUACUUUUCUUGAAAAGAGAUGAGAAGACUUGGUAGUUGCUUUAGGAUAUCGAUGUACAUACCCACAUCCCACACCUCAGAAUUUGUUUAUUUAUUUUUUUCUAUUUAUGUGUUGUUUCUAUGUUGUUCACUCCCAAUUUGAUAUUUUCUUCAUUUCCCAUUUAUUUACUAGGAUGGAAAUUCGGUCUACAAAAGUGUCGGGGUGACGGGCAUUAAGGACGGUGUCGAAAAAGAAAAAAAUUCUUUCCGAUAUCUUCAUUUCAUUUUCUUUUCCUUCUUACUUAAUUAUCUGGGGGGUUUGAAGGAGGAAAGACUCUCAUAUAGAGGUCCACAAUCAAAAUGGGAAUAGGAUCUAUGAGAAAAUAAUUUUUGGUCACGGAAAUAAAGGCAGCAUGAUAGUGAUCUGAUCUGAUCUAAUCAAAUCAUGUAGAAUAGAAGCAUAAUUAUCUCCAUAGCAUAUGGAUGCGAUAAGAUGGGAUGGUCUGUAUAGGAGACUCGGAAGCCACAAACACAUAGUUUGGAUCUUCAAUAUCAAAUUAUCGUUCGUUUGUCUA